CCCACAUAGGCGCUCAACGGCCGCGAGCGGGAGUAGCCGUUAGGCGCAACUGCUGCUUGCCCCUUCCGCAAGCUCUGCCGCCUGGAAUAUUGUGGUUUAGACUCUUAAACUAUGACAAUAUGGCAAGAUUUCACAGAAGAACUUGCAUUAUUUUGUUGCUUUUUAUUUUAUUCAUUUGCUCCAUGAUGAUGGCUUUGAAGACUCUGAGACCUGACAGAGCUGGUUUUGGGGAUCCAUUUGGACUUGGUCUCUUACCGGAACUUCAACAACGAACAUUUUUAGAAAAUAAACAUAGUUCCCUAAAUGCUGCCAAGGAGGAUAGGGUAGCAAACACCAAUACGCACAGUAUUGCAGUUAACAGCAUGAAAACAUCUAUGGCCUCUAUAAGGAAGUUGGAAGAGGAACUGCCUUUACCUAAUUAUAACUUCCAUGUGUUCUACUACAGCUGGUUUGGGAAUCCACAAUUUGAUGGUAAAUAUAUUCACUGGAACCAUCCACUGGUACCACAUUGGGAUUCCAAAAUUGCAAACAAUUAUCCAAAAGGAAGACACAAUCCUCCAGAUGAUAUUGCAUCCAGUUUUUACCCUGAACUUGGAACUUACAGUUCUAAAGACCCUGCUGUCAUAGAAGCCCACAUGCAACAGAUGCGAUCAGCCUCUGUUGGUGUCAUAGCACUUUCGUGGUACCCACCUGGUAUGGCUGAUGAAAAUGGGGAACCUGCUGAAGAUUUGGUGCCUGUUAUUUUGGAUAAUGCACAUAAAUACAAUCUAAAGGUCACUUUUCAUAUUGAGCCAUACAAAGAUCGAGAUGAUCGCAGUAUGUACAGCAAUGUGAAGUACAUAGUAGACAAAUAUGGAGGCCAUCCAGCCUUUUACUGGCAUAAGACCAGCACAGGAAGAAACUUGCCCAUGUUUUAUGUUUAUGAUUCUUAUGUAACAAUCCCUGAAAUAUGGGCAAAUCUAUUAACUGUUUCCGGAUCCCAGAGCAUUCGCAAUACACAAUAUGAUGGAUUAUUCAUUGCACUUCUAGUGGAAGAAAAACAUAAACAUGAUAUCCACAGAAGUGGUUUUGAUGGAAUUUAUACGUACUUUGCCACCAAUGGUUUUUCUUAUGGCUCAUCUCAUCACAAUUGGCCAACUCUAAAAGCCUUUUGUGACAGCAACAAUUUAAUGUUCAUUCCAAGUGUGGGGCCAGGGUACACUGACACCAGCAUUCGGCCCUGGAAUAACCACAACACCCGCAACCGUGUUAAUGGGAAGUAUUAUGAGACUUCCUUCAGUGCUGCACUUUUGGUGCGACCAGAAAUUAUUUCCAUCACCUCUUUCAAUGAAUGGCAUGAAGGGACUCAGAUUGAAAAAGCUGUUCCUAAGAGAACUGGACAGGUAACUUACCUGGAUUACAAGCCUCAUAAACCGACUAUGUAUCUGGAGCUCACUCACAAGUGGUCAGAGAAAUAUAGUAAGGAAAAAGAACAGUGGCUUAUUUGAGAUGCCACUACCCUUGUUUGUAAAUAAAUUGUCCAUAUGAAAGGUGAAAGUUACACUGGAGAUUCUAAUUCAGCCAAUGAAGAUGUCUUUUAUCAUGACUAUACUUUAAAAAAAUAUUUGAAUGUGGUAGGUCCUAUUGCUGUACCUGAGUUAAAAUUAACUUUGACUCCUUUUAGAAGCUAAAAUAAUAGUGAGCCAAUAGUGGUAUCUCUAGGUUAUUGGAUGUUGUAUUUGGUGGAUAUUUUGUGAAAUGCUAAAUACUUAUUCAUAAUUUGUAUGUAAAGCUAAGAGAAACUCUACCUGGAAUAAUGCAAAGGUGACUCAAGUAGAGUGAGACAGAAAUUAGCAUAGUUACAUUUAUUAUUUUUAGAUAUAUGUGUGUGUGUGUGUGUGUGUGUGUGUGUGUGUAUGUAUGUUUCAGAUUUGAAUACAAGUGUAAUUAGUUGUGUCUUGAUAAUUCCUCAAAGGAUAAAUUCUUUGUGGUACAUGAAAUAACAUAUCAAAUUGUUACACCAUUUGUACAUCUUGUAGCAAGCAAAGAGAUUACUUUAACAGUUUACUUAUCUAUGGUAAAUCCACCAAGAAUGGUGUGAAAUUGUUCUAAAAUGUACAGCUUUUAAAACUUUUGGUUUAAAAAAUUGAUGACAGCUUGUUUAAUUCCAAAUUAGUCUUGUAUUUGGAUUUUGCAUUGUGUUAACUAUGGAGUGUUAUCAAAAUGCACUGAGCUCUUAUAACUAAAUUUAAACCAAAGAAGAAAUAAUAGUACCUAUAACGAGAGGGGAAUUUCUGGUGAAAUUACUCAACAUAAGAAAAGUCUGUUUCUUAAAUAAGAUUUUCUUUAAUGUUUACAAGGGAUAAGCUCUUUUUUAUUAUUUAUUGCAGACCUAGAUUCAGUGUUUGGAAAAGUUGAAAGGAUUAAAUCACAAAUAUUUACUAGUCCUACAGUUGAUUCGUUUUCUAGAGCAGCCUUUAUUACAUGAUUUUAGCAGCACAUAGCCUUCAGCCGCUAGAAUGAAUGUGUCUCUUUCACUUCCCUUUGAAAUCUGAGAUUUCAAGUUUUCAGACAGUUCAUUGAUUUCCUGUAGUACUCAAGGUAUCACCUAUCAAAAUCAUGUCAGAAUUCAGAUGAGGAGAAAAUAAAGCAAGAUAAUAGUGUUAUUACAUUUAAUAAUGUGGCAUGGCUAGAAAUGAAUGCUUAAUCCUUUUUGAAAGCUGAGAUUCUCAGGUUUCAAAUGCUAUAAAUCAUUCAUUUAUAGCAGUGAUUGUUUCUGAGACACCAUUCAAAAAUUGUCUGCCUAGCAAUGCAUUUUUGGCACUUAUCCUAUACUAAAUAGAGCAAAUCCCCAAUCUUGAACCCAUGCGGGCUUUGCUAUUUGGUUUUACAGUUGUGGUGAAUUUGAGAGUAUUUUUGCAAGUACUUAAUCUGUAGCAUAGUAUAAUUGCUUUUUAUUUAUUAUUAUUUACUUUAAGCCCUGAUCCAACAUUGUGAUUCAUUGUGUAAACUGAUGCAAGCCCAGUAAUCUGCCCAAGCAGUCUCAAUGCAGGAUUGAAAAAGUGAAAAUAUUUUUCUGAAACAUGUUGAAAUGUAAUCUAUUGACAUGUUAUUGUUGAUUUGUUAGUGACUUCCUAAUGUAAAAGAAGGAAGAGUUGAUCUGAAAUGUAUCACCAUAGCAUAAAGACAACUUUUACCAAACUUAUCAUACAGGGAAACUGUCUGAAAUUCUUUAAUUCUUCUAUACUUCCAGGAUUGUACAUAAGAUUUCAUGUCAGAUUAUUACUUGAUUCUGUUAGUAAGCUCCAAGCAUCGUAGGCAUGGAAAUUUCAACUUACUUGUAACUAUCAUAGGUCCACUGUACUAAGUUGAACAUUCAGGACCAUAUUCUCAGCUACAGCCAAGGAACAUGGAGGAUAGCUUACAAAAGAGGCAUCAGAGAAGCCUGUUGUGGUUCCCAGUGAUGGGAUCAGUCCUGCUUUUGUCCUAGUGUAGUUAGGAGCAGCUUCAAGAUAUUCUAAACUACACUGACCGUCAGAGUGUUUCCAUAAAUUAGGGGUUGCAAGGCACAGACUAAAAACCAUUUUACAUGAAUAAGCUCCCUGUGCAAGGAGCGUGAAAAGAAGAUGGUUUAGACAUAUCUCUAUGCCUCAUUCACAAUGGUUAGGACUGGAUGCUUUAAGUGACAUUAGUGUAGUGCAGAUUUGUCCUAAUGUAUGUGAAAGUUGUGCCCACUGUAUCAGAUGAAAUGCAUGUAUGUAAAUAAAAAUAGAGUUGGAAAAGAAAGAAUAGAGCAUUGUCCUGCAUCUUGUAUAGUCACUUAUACCAGGGCAGAGUAAGUGUAAAAUUAUACUAAAUCAUAACAUAUAUAUAAUGUGCAAAUGUAAGAGUGCACAGUCCUUUCAUUAAUUUUCUCAUUUCUGGCUUUGUGUCUCAGCAACUUAAGAGAUGCUUAUGAUUCCUCCUACAUGAACUAGGGAAAGGCUCAAACCAUUAGAUCAUCUUCAAGUGCUGUCCCAGUUUGAGGUCUGCUUUAGGAGUUGAUUCACCCCUUCACUUGUAGCCAGAGAUUUAAGGUAUCCAUGCCUAGUUGGACUGCACAUGCGCAAACUCUGUCUCAUUGCCUCAGGUGGUUUACUGAAGUUAUGUACUCAAUCCUGCUCCCAUGUCCUUCUCUACUGCCAUUGGCUGGAGUCAGAGAAUUCUGAAAAAGUUUAGAAGAGAGGAAGUCUUUACCUGUUUUAUUCAAGUUUUCUCAGCUUUAGGUCCUUUUUAGCUCUUGUUUACUAGCACUUUUUAGACCGUUUGCAAUCAACUUUUGAUUGCCUAUUUUCCCCACAGUAUUUCCUCUUCAAAUUUGACUGGUAUGGUCCCUCUAGUUUAUGCAGUUUAUGGAAACCUUUGAACUUAUUGUAACCUCAGAAUAAAACUGAAGAUACCUUUCUCUAGUUUAAAAAAAAAAAACUUAACCAAACCACAUUGUUCUCGAAGGAUCACACAUCAGCGCUGGAUGGCGGAUUUUAACCAAUUUUAAAAUAUUUAAAGAUGCAAAUAAGUACCUGGCUAGGAAUUUCAAAACCACAUAGAUUGGCUAGGAUUCCCACUGUAAUCAAAAUCCCACAACCUUUUUAUGAUUUGGAUUUAAUGUACUGUCUGGGUAGAAAAUAUCAAAGUUUGGAAUUAAUUUGAGACUUCCCAAUAGUCUUGAAACACUCCCUGCUGUUCUUGGAAAAAGCAAAUAGGGUGUAUGUCGGAGGGGGUGGGAGAGAGGCUAUGUCUUUUGAGGGUGGCUGAGCUGUCUUACUUUCUAGUAGGUGGAGUCGUAGGCAUAGCUUAGAGUAAAGACCAUUUUCAUCAGAUUAGGUUGAGGAGUGAAGACUUCUGCAAACACAGUGAAUCUCCUUUCUUCACAGUUUGUAAGCAAUGAACCCCAAAGAGUCAAACACCUUGAAAAGAGAUUAGAAUUUUAUUUUUCAAGUUUUUAGGAACAACUGCCCUUGCAGUAUGUUCAGCUAGAAGUCAGUGUAGCUGAACAGUGUGAUCCUAGUAAGUAUCUUGAUAUUCUUUCUCAAUCUAUUUAUGAGCCUACACUCUGGACUUUGGUAGUAUCCUCCACCUUUCCCCAAGUCUAUUUCAAAACACAUUGCAAUGAUUGCCAUUAAAAUCUUUACAGUGAGAUGUAGCAAUUGUUUGCCAUUAGUAUUCAGUAUAGAUAACACUGCACUAAUGAUAUUUAGACAAAAAUAAAGCUUUAAAUGAUUAUUAAUUGCAGUCAUUUGCUAUUAUCUUUGUGCUCCAUAAAAAUGCUUAGAAUCACUGGUGACAUACUACUAAACAAUCAUGGUUGAGGAAAGCAAUAAUGACAAUAUACAGGUAAUGCUCUCUAAGGCUAGGUAUUAAUGUCUCUUAAUCCAGAUAAUACACUUAAACACCCCUGCUGUGAAGGCCCUGUUAAUUUAGUUGUAAUCUUCAGAUUCUGACAGGCCCAAGUAAUUUUUUGAUAUACUUAUCUAUUUUUGUAAGCUAUACCUAAACUGAAGCACAAUCCAUCCUCUGUGUUUUCAGAACCUUUGUCUACUGUAUAUUGCACAGAUUUGAAAAAGUCUGGCCUUUUUUUCUAGGCAAGAGAGCACAUGUAUCUAUUUUUCACAUACUGUUAACCCUUUAUGGCUGUCGUCAUCUUUUGAAUUCACAGCUUAAAUCUUGGAUCAAUCGGUUUUAUUUGGAGAGUUCUUUUUUGUCUUGUGGUGCAAAUAUUCUGUCACAGACUAGACCAGUUUUUUUUACAGGAGUCUUUACUGACUUUCACCAUGAAAUUCUGUAUACACUGUGUACCUAAUGUAUACUUUGAUGUUAUAUAUAUACCUUUUGAUAGUCUUUUGCGUGGGUUUUUCAGGUGCCCUUUAUAACGUAUUACAGAAAAAAUAUAUUGCACAUAGUUUUUCUUGCUAGUGGUUGGAAAUAGAGACAUAUUUAAUACAUUUUUAGCAAUUGGACCAAAUUAAAAUAGUUUGGUGUUUUAGGUUUAUGCAAAACAUAUGUAUUAACUUAAUAACAGACAUACUUUGUUUCUAAAAAAUCCUAUGUAUAUGCUACUUAACACAUGGUAAAAAUCUCUGGCAAACUAUUAUAAUAUCUAGAAGCAUUAGUUCAGGUUCUUUUACUUGCAAAGAAGUUCUAACGUUCUACAGUAAUCCAUGUUAAACAAUUCAGUAUCAUUACUUUUUGUGAACCUCAAAAUAUUGUCAAUCUGUUACAUUAGUCCAGAUUUAAAUCUGUUUUUAAAGUAACUUUAUUUCUAAGAAAUCCUGUAUAGUUCCAAUAUAAUCAACGUUACAGUAUCUUGGUUUUGAUAUGUUUUUUAUAAAAAAGCAUGAUAUGUCUCAUGAAUUUUACAAAAUGUGUUAUGAUUUUGUUGUGAUGUUAAUAUUUUGGUGUGUGUGUGUAAAGGACAGCGCUUAAAUCAGUUACACAUGAGGUGCUUUUGUUUUCCUAUCUGGCUGUAGAAGUGUGUUUACUAAUGUGGCCUGAUUCUGUCACCCUUUUUCCAGGUACUAUUCAGUGUGUGAGAUUUGUCUCAUAAUCUAGCUCAUAGCAAAUCAUUUUAGUACAUAGUGUUCAUUUAUAAUCAUGUUUACAAAAAAAACUAGAUGCUUAAAUGUUUAUGAACAGUAACUGUGUGCCAAAAAUGCCAUGAUUCUUCCAAUAGACUAGUAACAAUGUAGAAAGUGCAUUGUCUAUCAAAUACCUCAAUUCUAAGAUUGUAUUUUACAUGAGACAAUGCAAUAUCUAACAUGGCAUAUUGAUUCUUUCUGUGAACUGUCUGCUGCUCUAAUUGGUAUAUAAAAGGAGAUUGGGUCUCCAAAAUUUACUUACCGUAUUUUUCCGGCGUAUAGGGCGACUGGGCGUAUAAGACGACCCCCUAAUUUUUUAAUUAAAAGAUAGGGUUUCACUUAUACCCCAGCGCCCCUCCGCCUCCUUUGCUCCCGGUGUCCCUGGUCUGCUGGAGACGGUCCCCAGCUGACCAGAGGCACCGGGAGCAAAGCCGCAGCAGCUUUGCAAAGCCUCAGGGGAAGCCAGCGGCGGGGCAGCCCAGGUGCGCCUGGGAUGUAUACCCGGCGUACAAGACGACCCCCGAUUUUUGGGGGAUGUUUUUUAACAUAAAGUCGUCUUGUACGCCGGAAUAUACGGUAUUCAUCUGCCACCUGCCAGUCAGUUUCUAUCAUGUGAGACUGCAUAUUCAAUGAAAGACAGAAGAGAAUAAUGAUGCAGAACCACUAAUGGUACAAAUCCAUGAAAAAUAUUUGGUCUGAUUCUUAUGUUUUUAAAUAGGCAAAACUUCUACUGAAAUUACAUUUGACAGUAAAAGGCUUUCUCUACAGGGCACAACUCUCAAAAAUACCCAGAGGCCUUUGAAAAGGCCUGCCAUGUUUAACCCAGAGAUGAAAAAUGAAGGAUUUAGGUUUGCAUUUUCAAGUGGUGAAAGGAGAAGACUCAGUACAUAUAUAUUCUAGAGAAAAGCAUAAUGGCAAUAAUCGCCCAAUCUUAAGGCAGAAGAGUUUAUUCCUGUUUUGCCUGUGGGAAAAAUGGAUCAAGAUCCAAAAUCUGGAUAUCAGAGACUCAAGAUGCAUUGUCCUAAUCUAGUUAAAAAGCAACCAAAAUAUAAAUGCUCCACUUGUAUAAGUUAUUGAGGAAACUUACCUGUAAAUAAUCAAUUGUUGGAAAACACCGUUUUAAGAUAUUUGUAGUACAUUUUGCUAUUCACUGUAGUAAAUUAGAUUUAUUAUACUAAGAAACUACUGAGUUAGAAAUAUAUUCAUUCAUUACUAUAUGUUUCUACAUAUGCUCUAAGGUACUUUGAAGCAUAGAAUAGUUUAAUUUUUGUUGCACUUCAGUUUGAUGACCACUACAAUUUCUGACACUUAUCACUGUUGUUAAUGUGGAAUGUUUUGCUAUGCACAGUAUUUAAUUUACUAUAGCCUAAAGAAAUGCUAUGCAUGUCUCAGGAAAUUCAAAAUUUAAUCAAACACAAAAUAUGCUUGAAAUUGUAAAACUAUAUUAAGUACCUUGUUAUGUAAUUGUCAUUCUAAGAGGAGACUGUAAAUGAUUUCUGGAUAUUUUGGUAAAUAAAAUUUCUAUUACAGCGUUUUGUUCAUUUACAGAAAAUAUGGUACUAAGAACUGAUGAGAAAAUGGAAUGAAAUUUUAAUUGUUUAAAUUUUGUAUCUACCUCUUAUACUGAGCGAGGAAUGCAUAUUCAAUAUUUUCUACUGUGAAAAACAGACAGCUAUGAUGUAACAUGCUUUUUUUUUUUUAUCAGGAUAUGAAAGAAAAAAGCCAGCAGCUUUGUAAGAAACAGAUAUAAGUACAACCAGAACAAUCACAUGUAUUAACCAA
This is a messenger RNA of Pelodiscus sinensis (Chinese soft-shelled turtle), 8375 nucleotides long. RefSeq names its product mannosidase endo-alpha (gene MANEA). The record is from RefSeq and is a predicted model, not a curated record. Gene Ontology annotation, cellular component: Golgi membrane. Lineage: Eukaryota; Metazoa; Chordata; Testudines; Trionychidae. Gene Ontology annotation, molecular function: alpha-mannosidase activity.